GAGGAACCCUGGGUAAAGGGGCGGGGUCUCAGGGAGAGCGUCAGACACAGGAAGUGAUGUCAGGUGUGAGAGAAGCUGAGGCAGGGACAGGAAGUAGCUGAUCUGUGGUGACAGGAAGUGAACCGAGAUGGAGGCGAAGAUGUUGCUGCUGCUGCUCUCCACUCUGGACCCUGGGUCCGUCCUCUCUGGUUCUGAAAGGCACAGACAUCAGGAGGAGAACCAGGAUCUGCAAGUACAAACAGGUCCAGCAGUCGGCAGCCAUCAUGGCCGCCCCAUGCCAGGCUCUCCAUAUGACAUCAGCAGGAACGCCGCCGCUGUCCAGCAGGCCGUCCUCAGCGCCGCCCACUCCUUCAACAACCAAUCAAACGACGCUUUCCUGUUCAAGCCGUCGGCCGUCAUCAGAGCGCAGCGACAGGUGGUCAGAGGGAUCCGGUACAUCGUGGACUUCCAGAUCUCCAGGACGGUUUGUCCAAAACGGAACCGGACCUCGGACCUGAACCGGUGCCGCCUCCAGCCUCCGGGCCGGCUGGCUCAGACCUUCCGGUGUCACCUGGAGCUCUGGCUGAUCCCCUGGAAUCCUGGGCGGGAAACCCUGGAGCUGCUGUGCAGAUCGCACCACCAGGAACCGGUUCUGAUCUGAAACCAGCUCUGAUCCAAAAUCAGAACCGGUUCUGAU
This is a messenger RNA of Gambusia affinis (western mosquitofish), 676 nucleotides long. RefSeq names its product cystatin-F. The record is from RefSeq and is a predicted model, not a curated record. Gene Ontology annotation, biological process: immune response; positive regulation of myelination; negative regulation of microglial cell activation. The transcript has 5 exons. Gene Ontology annotation, molecular function: cysteine-type endopeptidase inhibitor activity. The coding region runs from base 128 to 640 and encodes 170 amino acids. Lineage: Eukaryota; Metazoa; Chordata; Actinopteri; Cyprinodontiformes; Poeciliidae. Gene Ontology annotation, cellular component: endoplasmic reticulum; Golgi apparatus; late endosome.